Fusarium tjaetaba is the source of this 1755-nucleotide messenger RNA. RefSeq names its product USO1-intracellular transport. Bases 1 to 1755 code for a protein of 584 amino acids. The record is from RefSeq and is a predicted model, not a curated record. NCBI's taxonomy places the organism in Eukaryota, Fungi, Ascomycota, Sordariomycetes, Hypocreales, Nectriaceae. The transcript is spliced from 3 exons.
AUGGCCGACGCAGAAGAGAAGGCCCGCAAGGAGAAGAUCGCUGCGGCCAAGAAGCGUGUCGAGCAGUUGAAGAAGAAGAACAAUAAGAAGGCCACUCCAGCAGCAAAGCAAACAAAACCAGAACCAGCCGAAACCGCCGCGCCUGAACCCGUUGCUGAAAAGGCUGAAGCCGCCCCAGCAAGCGAAGAGAAAACCACUGAGGAACCCAAGAAGAAGGCUCAAGAGAAGCUACCUGCUAAGGAACCCGCGCAGCCACUUAAAGUGGAAACCCAGGAGAGCAGCGACGAAGACGACGAUAGCGAUGAGGACAGCAGCAGUGACGAAGAGACCUCGGCUUCCGCUACCCCCUCUCUCGCCCAACAGUCGAAACUGAGAUCUACAUCAUUUCGUGCCGGCUCCGUUACCUCAGGAGGUGCUGCGCCUGCCAGCCCUUUCAGUCCCGAUGGCGAAACUGCCCCAGAUAUCUACAGAAAGCACAUGGCGAGGAUUGAAGAAUUAGAAAAGGAGAACAAACGCCUAUCUAAAGAAGCAGCAGACUCGGAGAAGCGAUGGCAGAAGGCCGAAAACGAAUUGGCCGACAUACGAGAGGCCGAUGGUGAAGAUUCAGAAAAAGCAGGUGGAAAAGAAGAUGGGCUUUUGGAUAGCUUGAAGAGCCAAGUCGCCUCGCUUCAACGUCAAAACACCCAGCUCCAACAACAGGUAUCGCGAGGACCUGGUCAUGGCCACCGUCCUUCCAUGUCUGUGGCCUCACCUCCGGCAGAUCUGAAAGUUGAGCUCGAGGCCAAGACAGCAACCAUUGAAUCUAUGGAAAUUGAAAUCUCGAAGCUCAGAGCACAGGCAGAAAGACACGCCAGUGGAUCAUCGUCCGAAAAGGAACAAGUUACUGCUCUGGAGGACAAACUAGCCCGUGCUGAGGCUGCAGCGGGUAAGGCUCAGCGCGAACUACAGGACCUCAAGCACAACCUCGAGAGGACAGCAGAGAAAGCAGUCCGCGAAGGUAGCGAACGAACAAGUGCUGAGACCAAGAUCAAGACUCUCGAGCACGAGCUCGAAGAGGUAAAGAGCGCUCGCGAUGAGCUGGAGAAGAAGGUCGAAGCAUUGGGUAAGAAGGCGACGACCCUGACUACAUUACAUAAGGAGCAAGAUUCCCGCUUACAGGCGAUCAAGAAGGAGAAGGAGAAGGCAGAACACGAUGUCACAGAGUUGAGGGCACAGGUUGAGAAGCUUGAGAGCGAAAAUGCAAAACUCCGAAGCAGGAAGUCUAUGGAGGGUGGCGGCGGAUUAGACGAUGAAGGUGUUGAUGAACUUGAGGACGAGGAACGCCAGAAGCUUGAGAGAAAGAUCCGAGCGCUGGAGAGCGAAGUGCAUGAGCUUCGAAGUGGAGCAUGGAUUGAGAAACGUCGCGAACUGGAGGCAACUAGCCCAGGCUUCCAUGAUGUCGACCUCUCUCCUGGUCAUGCGAUGUCUCCAACGCAGCGUAGGAAAUCAGGACCUGGAGGAGGAGGCAUUGGUGAUUUCUUUACGAGUGGUCUCAACGCCUUGGCAGGUGGUAAUGAUGAUGAUUUCCUUGAGGACGACGAUAUGGACUUUGACGAGGAUGCAUUCCGCAAGGCGCAAGAGGAGGAGUCAAAGAGACGGAUCGAGCGGAUCAAGGAGAUUAAGAGAUCACUUAAGCAUUGGGAAGGAUGGAGGUUGGAUAUUGUCGAGAACAGGAGGGGAGGAAACGAGGGCGUUGGUGAGAUCUUUGACGUUUGA